AUGUCAGCUCUGAAACAAGUAAAUUUGUUUAAAGUGAUUAGCAUUGGCUGUCAAACACUUAGGAAUUUCCAUCUAAAUCCAGUUGCACAUGAUGUCAAAUGGAGAAUGGAAAGAAAAUUAUGUAUAAAUCCAAAUGCAUUUGGACCAUUAACAAAUCUACCAGAUUAUUCAUUUAAAGAUGGUAGACCAGUUCCUUUUGGCUCAAAUCAAAAGAGACGUAUAGAUAAGCAGCGUGAAAAUCUUGUUAGGAUAAAAGCACUAGUUUCAGAAAUUGACUAUGCUGUGAUAAAACAUGAAGAAAAAUUGAAGAAAAUUGAGGAAGAGAAGCAGAGAAUUCUUGGGCGUAAAUUAAAAACAAAAGGUGACAAACUUCUGGCUGAUGGCCCUGACAUAUUAAAAAUUGUAGAUAAAGAGUCGAAAGAAAAUAAUAGUAAACUUUUGACCAGUGAUUCAUAG
Phymastichus coffea is the source of this 456-nucleotide messenger RNA. It is a transcript of the gene mRpL52, whose product is annotated as large ribosomal subunit protein mL52. The record is from RefSeq and is a predicted model, not a curated record. Gene Ontology annotation, biological process: mitochondrial translation. Lineage: Eukaryota; Metazoa; Arthropoda; Insecta; Hymenoptera; Eulophidae. Gene Ontology annotation, cellular component: mitochondrial large ribosomal subunit. Gene Ontology annotation, molecular function: structural constituent of ribosome. The coding region runs from base 1 to 456 and encodes 151 amino acids. The transcript has a single exon.